Messenger RNA from Cladocopium goreaui, 1155 nucleotides. Lineage: Eukaryota; Dinophyceae; Suessiales; Symbiodiniaceae. The record is from the annotation of a GenBank genome assembly.
AUGGGGCGUGCACCCACAAAUGCAGAGACCAUUGCUUUGAGGAGGUUGUUUUUCGAGUCUUCCACAUUAGCAGUGAACGAGUUCAAGCAACGUUCCGAAAGGGAUGAAACUGCCGAGCCAACCAAAAUGCCCGUAGCAGAACGGAAUGCUAGACUGGAAGAUCAGAAGAAAAGACUGCCAGGCUUGCAUUUUAGCCCAGAGACUGAGCCCAGUCACAAAUUGGUGGACGCAGUUUGCCAAAUGGCCACUGACCAGACCCUGGAAUGGACGCCAUGGGAAAAGCUCACCAGCAGAAGCAGCGAGGUCACUCAUAGCCAAAAGGAUCUAAAAUUUUCUUUAGAUAGCCAAGGGUCAGUGAAAGUCGCGGCAAAGACGCAGAGCCCUGACGCAAAUGUGACAGGUGAAAUGAGAGUCAGAUGUGGACGGCUAAGCCGUGCAGCCAAACAGUCAGGUUUUGCAGUUUUGCCGGUUGAUGGACCUAGAAAUGAACACAAAGUUGAGUGCCCAGUUUUGACCUUAGAUUUGGUGCGCACAGAGGAACAACAGUGUCUCCUUGAUACCCUGCGACAGUUGAAGCCACAAGCUAUCCAUGUUACCAAGUCCUUUGGCACCUGGACCUUUGACACCGCGGCCGAAAGGGGUAACUGCGGGGAGGAAAGCCUAGAAAAAGAGGGAAGCAAGUAUGGCAUUUACCAUACGCCGGAGCAGUUUAUUGAAAGGGCCAUUUCAUUAACGCAUCCGUUUGAUGACAAAUUUGCAGUUGAAGAUUUGACCAGGUCUAACCUUUUUGAACUGCUCACAAAGGGUAAAAGCCAUGUUGCAGCGCAGCGCCUAGACUUUGCAAAGAAGCUAGCCCGCUGGUCAAAAGAACUGGUGACAGAGGAAGCCAGAUACCUUGCAACCCUUCCAUUGCAUGCCCAAAAAGUGCUAAAGGGUAAAAAGCUGUUACUCUUCCGAAAGUUGUUGGCAGAGUCUGGGUGUCCCGACCUGGGACCAAGCGACAUUAUGUCAGGACUAGACCUAGUUGGAACGGCAUCGAAGUCACCCUUCUUCGAUACCAAGCUUGUGCCAGCUACGUCAACCCCACAGUUUCUGCAGAUGUCAGCUAAGUGGCAAAGGCCAAAAAUGGACUUGAGAGACCUUGAGAGACCCUGA